AUGGAUGUGUUUUGUCCCAUCAGAAUAGCUCUCACCAAGCGCUCCUCCGGUUCAGCACCUCUUGCCCCAAAGCGCCCACGACUCCCAAGACGACCUGAAGAACAUGAAGAUUUACUGACUGACGAGUCUGAGAUACCUCGCCGACCAUUGACUCCACUGCCAGCCCGCACUCGGAGUAGUCAAUCGACCACUGCCACCCAAAUAGCUCAUAAAGGCCUUCUCCAUUCUUCCGAAACUCCCACUGGAAGAAGCAGUCCUAGCAGGGUUGAAUUUCAUCUCCCCGGCGACCAUACUGACUUUGUUGAAGCGCAGGAGCAGGCUCAAGCAAUAGAGGCGCCAGAGGUGGAGGAAAUAGUUGAUACCAGCCACUCAGAGUAUGAUGAUUCUCCAGAGAACGAGCCCGAGAGUUCUGAGGAGAAUGAGGAUGAACCGGAGGAUGAACCUCAAGCCUCCACCCAGAGGUCUCAGACUGUCAGAAAGAGACCUCGCACAGCUCCGCCGACUACUGCCAAAGCACUGGGCAAUGCUCGGAGGAAAGCAACUGGCGCAGUAGCGGAGACUCGGAGGGUAACGCUUCAGAGGGGAGCUCGACUGGGCACAAAUGUAAUCCGGAAACAAGGUCAGGGUAGAGCAGCACCCAUUUCGGAACCCAGCGAGAAUGCAUCUCAGAGAGCACUGCCGGCAUCCCAGAGAGCACCCACUUCGGCACCCAGCCAGAAUGCAUCUCAGAGAGCACUCCCGGCAUCCCAGAGAGCACCGCCAAUACCCACACAGUCUAGGCCUUCUGAACCUAGCUCUGUGAGCAGUCCUCGGAUUCCUUCAAGCCCUCAAAUUCCUUCAGCCCAACCUCACAGCCAAAUUCGAUCGCAAGGAGUCUACGAAAUCGACUAUCUUCCCUCAUCCAGGGAGAACGAGAAUGCUCUGACGGCGGAAAGCGAGGUUCGUAUUCCAGAGAGCACUCACGACGUCUUUGAGAACACUGGCGACAUUCUUUCGAGCCAAUUGACUCAGAGGUCUUUGUUAUCCAACUCGAGGAGUGCAAAUGUACUCUCAAUGCAAGCACAGAGGAUUGAGAAAGAGUACCGCAUAUUAAUCGGGGAGCAUACGCUUCUACAUGAGCCGUUUCCACCUGCAGCAAGACUUUCGAUACUGGUAGUGAGCAUGUGGGCAACUGCAAGUCGCGGAGUGGGGUGUAGAGUAGACCUUGAUGAGGUCGUAAUUAAACAGGUCAGAAGUCUGCACUCCCGUGUCCGUUCCCACUUGAUGCACGAGGUGAAAGGGCGCCUGGCAGACUCUACGAUAUACGGGCUUGGAAAUCUUGUGGGGCCUGAGGCAAGGGCGGCUCAAGUCGAAUAUCUUUUGAAGAAUGAUCGUUUCUUGAGCCCCCAGCAGCAUUACCAGUCGCAGAAUGAGAGCGUUGUUAAAACGUUCAACAGGAUGAGUAACACAUGGAAGGGGAGGAGUAGACAGAAUCAGGAGGCAACUUUGGAGUUAAUCAAGGAUAACCUUCGAGAAAAGAUACGAGAAAAGAAGGGUGUAACGAUUGAGGUGAUACCGGAGGAUGGGUUUAGCGAGGACGAUGAAGCUUUGGCUGCGGAUCUUGCCGCAUUCCGAGAUGCUCGGAGAGCACUCAGGGGUGCUCCAGGAGGUCCUUCAAGUUCUGACAAUGGCCAGGACGAGGUGAUUCAUGCCCAACUUCGCGACAUUGACAGUGAAGAGGAGGGAGAGGAGGAAGAAGAGGAGCAACAACUACCAGUAGCGGGGGAUUGCGAAGGGGGCGGGGAGGAAGAUGUCUAG
Messenger RNA from Morchella sextelata, 1797 nucleotides. RefSeq lists its product as uncharacterized. The transcript is spliced from 8 exons. The record is from RefSeq and is a predicted model, not a curated record. NCBI's taxonomy places the organism in Eukaryota, Fungi, Ascomycota, Pezizomycetes, Pezizales, Morchellaceae. The coding region runs from base 1 to 1797 and encodes 598 amino acids.